This is a messenger RNA of Closterium sp. Naga37s-1, 1860 nucleotides long. Lineage: Eukaryota; Viridiplantae; Streptophyta; Zygnematophyceae; Desmidiales; Closteriaceae. The record is from the annotation of a GenBank genome assembly.
AUGGCGACGAAAGUUUACGUAAUUUUCUAUUCCAUGUACGGCCACGUGGCCGCAUUAGCCGAGGAGAUCAAGAAGGGUGCAGAAUCCGUGGAAGGGGUCGAAGUCUCCAUUUUUCAGGUUCCCGAGACUCUAUCCGAGGAUGUCCUCGCAAAGAUGCACGCUCCGCCGAAGCCGGACAUUCCUUCUAUCGACGUGCACAACCUCCCGGAAGCGGACUGCUUCCUCUUCGGCUUCCCCACCCGCUACGGCAUGAUGUCCGCUCAAAUGAAGGCCUUUUUCGACGCGACCGGCAGCUUGUGGAGAACGCAAGCGCUGGCUGGCAAGCCUGCCGGUUUCUUCUUCAGCACGGGCUCGCAAGGAGGCGGCCAGGAAACCACUGCGCUGACUGCCGUAACGCAGCUGACGCAUCACGGUAUGCUCUUCGUUCCCAUUGGCUACACCUAUGGCGCCAACAUGUUUGUUCUGGAUGAGGUGAAGGGAGGUUCGCCCUAUGGAGCAGGCACUCUGGCCGGGGAUGACCAUAUUCAACAAGUUUGUGGGCGGCUCGGCGCGCAGCGAUGGAGUUGUGGUGGACGAGGCGGAGCGUGCUGCGUGCUUGUUAUCCAGCCCCCCCCUCUCCUCUCCCCCUGGCUCCCCCGCUUCCCCUCCCCUUCCCCCCUUCCCCCCCUCCCCCCCUCCCCCUCCCCCCCCUCCUGGCCUCCUCGCUUCCCCUCCCCCCUUUCCUCUCCCCGCCGCCAGACCAUAUUCAACAAGUUCGUGGGCGGCUCGGCGCGCAGCGAUGGCGUGGUGGUGGACGAGGCGGAGCUGCAGCGGCACCAACAGCUGGAGCGACUUUACAACACGACAAAGUCAGCUAAGCACUUCCAACGUGAAAUGGUGAAGGGCAUCGAGGGCAUCAUCAACGCGAAUCUGAAGCACAUUGAAUCCAUCGCCAAGCUGUCAGAAGAGUGCCGCAAAUACGGCGCACCGGAGAGCCCGGGCGGCAGCACAGUGCUGGGCCGGGCGGCGCUGCAUUUUGGGGCGGCACACUCGGCAAUUGAGAAGGAGAGAGACAAUAUGGACAGGACGCUUGGAACACAGGUGGGCGACCCCCUUAAAGCCAUGGUCACGGGCGCGCCUCUGGAGGAUGCUCGCAGCCUCACCCACCGAUACGACAAGCUGCGGCAGGAAGCCGAGGGGCUGGUAGUGGAAAUCCAGAAGCGCAACCAGAAGGCACGGGACGGGCUGAGCAACCCUGAGAACGCUGCUAAGCUGCAGCAAGCGGAGCAGAAGAUGGGCGAGCUUGCAGCGACCAUGACGGUGCUGGGGAGGGAAGCCGCGACGGCAAUGAUGGCUGUGGAGGCUCAGCAGCAGCGGCAGACGCUGCAGCGACUGAUUGGGAUGGUGGAGGCAGAAAGGGCGUUUCAUCAGCGGUCAGUGGAGAUUCUAAACCACCUGCACGCACAGAUGGUGGGGGAGAGGCAGAAGAACGACCACAGUGGGAACAGCAGCGCUGCUGGUGGUGGUGCCACCCCUGCUGGUGCCACCCCUGCUGGUGUGGGCAGCACUAACCCGUUUGCAGGCUCAGCCGAGCCUCCGCCCCCGAGCUACGAGGAGGUUCGGGGAGGGGGAGGGCCGGCAGCAGGCGGGUCGAACCGAGCGGGGUACUUUCUUGCUGAGGUGGUGCAUGCAUUCGACGCGGAGGGUCCGGGGGAGAUGACUCUGAGUGUGGGCGACUACGUGGUUGUCAGACAGGUGUCGCCCAACGGUUGGUCGGAGGGUGAGGCGAAAGGCAAGGCUGGGUGGUUCCCUUCAGCCUUUGUGGAACGCAGGCAGAGAGCCCCAGCAAGCAAGAUCCUGGAAGCUUCUGGAGGCCUUUAG